This is a messenger RNA of Amaranthus tricolor (Joseph's coat), 2120 nucleotides long. RefSeq names its product chloroplast envelope membrane protein-like. Lineage: Eukaryota; Viridiplantae; Streptophyta; Magnoliopsida; Caryophyllales; Amaranthaceae. The transcript has 7 exons. The record is from RefSeq and is a predicted model, not a curated record. Bases 392 to 1693 code for a protein of 433 amino acids. Gene Ontology annotation, cellular component: membrane.
GAAUGUGGAAGCAUGACAACUAAAAAAUUGAGAAACUUCCCGGGGAUUUUAUCUCAAUUCUCAUUUCUCAAGCAACAAAAUACAAAAAUAUCGUCGUUUUAUCCACAUUUCAUCAUCUUUCCUCCUCUGUUCUUCUCUUCAUAAACUCAAUUAUUUCUACUAAUUUUCUUCCAAAAUCUCAAUCAACUUCAAAAAUACCCCUUCUCCCCCUCCCUUUUUCUCUUUUUGCAUUUUAGGGUUUCCAGUCAUUUACUGAAGAAUGCGAGUUAUUCUCUAACCACUUCUGAAAUUGCACACUUUUUCACGUUGGAAAGCUGAUAUUGUGAUCCAAAGUAAAGAGCUAAAACAAAUUUAUGCAGGAAUCUUUGGCUGACAAUGUUGGGUUGUGGUUAUGAGCACUUCUAUAGUGUUAAUUGACAAUUUAAUGGUCUUAAACCCUAGUUUAUGCUCUUCAAUUCAUAGGAAAAGUUGGAAUUUUUUGCCUAGCUAUAGGGUUAAGGAAAGCUUAGGGAGUAGAAAUAAGAGGGUUUUAAGGUUAGUGGUUCCAAAUGCGAAGAAAAAGAAGGGAUUUAAUUCAAGAAAAAGAAGUUGGUUGGAGAGAUUCUUCUCCGAGGAGGAUGGGAAUUGGCUUGGUUUAAAGGAGGAAGAUUUGGAUGAGGGUGAUGAUGAUGAUGAAGAAGAUGACGAUGAGGAGAAAUUUGAGGCAUGGAAGAAGAGGGCGGAGGCAAUAAUUGAAUUGAGAGAGGCUCAAGAGGGGAUUAGGAAUGAAGAGAAUAGAAAUUGGGAAGAUUGGCUUGUUUUUGAUAAAGGAAAUGGUGGGAUAAAGAGAGAGGAUUGGGAUUAUGAUAAUGAGGAUAAUGUUAAAGAAUUAAGGGAAGAAGAUGUUGCUGGUGACGCGGAUGAGAUGAUGCCUGAGAAGGGUUUGGUCAAAGUUAUUGAGGAUUUAAUUCUUGGGAAAGAAGAUGAUGAUUUGUUGUAUGAAGACCGUGUUUUUCAAUUUGCUUCGAGGAAUUCGGCUAAAUUUUUGGCUGUUUUGAUUGUUAUUCCUUGGGCAUUGGACUUUUUAGUUCAUGACUAUGUUCUCAUGCCCUUUUUGGACAGAUAUGUCAAGACAGUACCACUUGCUGCAGAGUUGCUUGAUGUGCGUAGAGAACAAAAACUUGAAAUGGUCAAAGAGUUACAUACUGAGAAAGCAAGGCUUCGGUUUGAAGCUGAGAUUGGUAAAUCCCCACCACUUUCAGAGAAGGAGACAUGGUCAGAAUUGCGGCAUAAAGCGCUUGAGUUGCGAGAUGAAUGGAGGUUAAAUAAUCGAAGAGCAUUUGCCAAUAUAUGGUCUGAUAUGGUCUUUGGAAUAUCGGUGUUCCUCCUACUAUACUUCAACCAAAGCAAAGUGGCUUUAUUGAAAUUCACAGGAUAUAAAAUCAUCAACAAUAUUUCAGACACUGGAAAAGCAUUUCUCAUUAUUCUCAUCACUGACAUCUUUCUUGGGUAUCAUUCUGAAUCUGGUUGGCACACGGUAUGUGAAGUCAUUGUCGAGCAUUACGGAUUGGAGGUUGAUCAGUCUGCCAUUACCAUUUUUAUUUGCCUGGUCCCAGUUGUCAUGGACGCCUGUGUGAAGCUUUGGCUGUUCAAGUUCCUGCCGAGAUUAUCUCCAAAAGUUUCCAAUAUCUUCCAAGAAAUGAAACGUCACUGAAGAGAUUUUACGAUUGAUAAAAUACUCCAAUUCUUUGUUAGAGGCGAUUACAUUCAAGAGAUGGAAUCGAGGUUCCUGUUAUGAAUGGCCUUCAAGUGUUCUGGUCACAAAACAUCAUUGUGCUCAUAUUUUGUUGGUGCAGCAAGACCUUGAUAUGAUCAAAUAAAGCUCAAUUGAAUACAACUUUAUAUUGAUUGAAGCAAACACGAGGGCGGUUCAAUGGUUGUUCCCUCCACAUCCAAUUCUAUGCUUCGUAGCUGCCUCUUAUUGUCAUACAAGAGUUACACUAUUCAUUGAUUACUCUUAGUUUAUAUUUUAUUCUUAAUAUAUAUACUAGACUGAGAAUUUGUUUGAUUCGUUUCAACGUAAAUUUUACUAGUGUUAACUUUUUAUAGUUUUAAAUUAUACAAUUUAAAGUUAUUAAGAA